AUGUGCAAGUAUCCAAACUCAAAUAUCUCAGUUUUGUUUAUUAUCUCCAGUUAACCUUUUGUGUUGUGUAAAGCCCUUCCUUCUCAUUCUCUUUGACUUUGACGAAAAUGGCAUUUGCAAGUCUCAUACCCCUUCUUGCAUUUUUUCUUCUGCACCCUCUUCCUUCUACAUCUAACCUCCUUUCUCCCAUCGUUGACGAGGUCUGCAAAGGAGUGGAAUGUGGAAAAGGAACAUGCAAAGCUUCUCAGAACAGCACUUUCUUCUUUGAAUGUGACUGUCAACCUGGUUGGAAGCAGCCUCUUUCCAACGAUACAGAUUCAGCCUUCAAGUUUCUUCCUUGCAUAGUUCCUAAUUGUACAUUGGAUUAUUCUUGUUCCAAAGCCCCUGCCCCUGUUCAAGAAAAGGCAACAAAAUCCAAUGAGUCAAGUUUUGAUGCUUGUCGUUGGGUUGAUUGUGGAGGUGGCUCGUGCAACAAGACAUCAAUGUUCACCUACAAUUGUGAAUGUGAUGCUGGCUAUUACAAUCUCCUAAAUGUCACUUCCUUUCCUUGCUUCAAAGAAUGUUCUCUUGGCAUGGGAUGCUCUGAACUUGGAAUAUCAGUGACAAAUUCUUCAAGCUCUGCUGCACCACCGGCUUUGAAUGACAACACUAAGAACGAAGGUUGCUCAAUUCUACAAGGAAGUUACCUUAGGGUGGCCAUGGUAGUUUUGUUCAUGGCAAUGCUCCAACUGCAAUAGGAUAAUCAAUCACAGGAUUAUUUUAGAACUAUUUCAUCUUCUGCUAUUUAUUUGAUUACCAUACCAUCACAUUAAUUAGAGUUUAAUGCACAACGCUUUUAG
Vigna angularis (adzuki bean) is the source of this 839-nucleotide messenger RNA. RefSeq lists its product as uncharacterized. NCBI's taxonomy places the organism in Eukaryota, Viridiplantae, Streptophyta, Magnoliopsida, Fabales, Fabaceae. Bases 108 to 737 code for a protein of 209 amino acids. The record is from RefSeq and is a predicted model, not a curated record. The transcript has 6 exons.